This is a messenger RNA of Colias croceus (clouded yellow), 814 nucleotides long. RefSeq lists its product as uncharacterized. NCBI's taxonomy places the organism in Eukaryota, Metazoa, Arthropoda, Insecta, Lepidoptera, Pieridae. The coding region runs from base 198 to 749 and encodes 183 amino acids. The transcript has 3 exons. The record is from RefSeq and is a predicted model, not a curated record.
ACGUUUUGCAAACGGCAGCAGCUGUUCGUGUUUAUAAAUUUUCAGUAAUGUGUGUGAUAUAUUGAAGUAUUUUAAUAUUCCAUUAUCUAAGGAUAUACCUAGUUAAUUAGAAUAAUUAUUUAUUUGUAUAAAAAAUUAUUCGUUAGGAUACCAUAAUAAAUUAAAUUAGUAAAGGGAGAUUCUCGAAUAGAAAUCUAAUGGAGGCGAAACUGAAACAAUAUAGAGCGUUAAGGCGACGCCAACAAUUUGUUGAUAAUAUAAAGCAAAAAUUGGAAAAUUCUAAAGAGAAGUUUAUUAAUUUUUUAGUUCCUAGUAUGGCAAAAGUUGAAGAAAGACAUGAAGAAGAAGUUGUUUUGUUGGAAGAUGACGAUGAAGACGAUUCCCCAAUAACAUACACAAAAGCAUUAUUAGAAGAAUCAGUGGAUUUAACGUCUGAAGUGAGUGAAGUAGAAUCUAUUGAAGAGAACCAAGAGUCAUGGCGCUAUUGUAUGAUCAAAUGGACGAUAUAUGCAAUUAUCUGGUUGACACUAUUCAUUUACUUCUUGAAACUGCAAUUUGGAGCAGUUUUCUUUGUUAUAUCAGUUCUGAUUGGUAUUUGUCUGAAUACCAGUACAAAGCCUAAGAAAAGAGGUGAAGUAUCUGCAUACAGUGUGUUUAAUGAAAACUGUGUGAGCAUAGAUGGUACACUUAAAGCAGAACAGUUUGAGAAGGAAAUUAGAUAUGGAGCGGGCAGUGUACGAACAUUUUAAAUAAAUUAAAUGUGACUAUAGUGAUGUAGUAAUAUGAUUAAGACCUAAAUGAAAUAUUAUUUUAA